Molecule: messenger RNA, 4174 nt
Organism: Branchiostoma floridae (Florida lancelet)
Lineage: Eukaryota; Metazoa; Chordata; Leptocardii; Amphioxiformes; Branchiostomatidae
Product: CUB and sushi domain-containing protein 3-like
Exons: 19
Coding region: 58-3432 (1124 amino acids)
Molecular function (GO): calcium ion binding
Source: RefSeq, a predicted model, not a curated record
CCUACCGGAAGGACCUCUUAUCAGGACGUGGUCAACUUCAACUGUGACACGGGAUACAUGCGGAGCGGUUCUGCGGACACGACGUGUCAAGCUGACGGACAAUGGAGCAACCCUGUUCCAACAUGCACACCCAGGCAAUGUCCCGCGUUGACGGCCCCAGCUAACGGAGCGCGGGCGCCCCCUACCGGAUCGAACUUCUACCAGAACAUGAUCACGUUCACCUGUAACACGGGAUACACAAGGACCGGCGAUCAAACUACGACGUGCCAAGCUGACGGAACAUGGAGCAACCCUGUCCCAACAUGCACACCUGUACAAUGUAAUGCGUUGACGGCCCCAAGGAACGGAACGCUGAGUCCUGUCGCCGCAUCGUACAACUACCAGAACACGAUCACGUUCACCUGUGACAGGGGAUUUGAUAUAGUCGGCGCUACUGAUACUACGUGCCAAGCUGACGGAAGAUGGAGUAGGCCCGUUCCAACAUGCAGACCUGUGCAGUGCUUGGCUUUGACGGCUCCUGUAAACGGUGCACUGAGUCCUGUCGGAGCGAACUCCUACCCGGAUACGGUUACGUUCACCUGUAACCAGGGGUACGACCUGAUCGGUGCCACCAAUACUACCUGCCAGGCAGACCGCACGUGGACCUACCCUGUUCCGAGAUGCAGACCUGAGAGCUGUGACCGACUCGACCGAGACGGGUGGGACAUAGUCUUCCUCAUGGACUCUACCACCAGUGUGAACUUCGGGAGGGUCAAGAAUAUAACACGGGACGUCGCUGACCGACUCCUCACCGACGGCAGUAACACUCGUAUGGCUCUGGUCCAGUUUAGCGACAACCCUGCGCCGGUUUUUGACCUGAACACGCACACCACCAAAUCUGCCGUCAUAGGAGCGAUUGACGGGGCCUCCAGACGCGGCGGUGGCACAUUUGCCGGGAGUGCACUUACUUAUGUUAAACAGGUAAGCUUCUCCACAGCCAAUGGCGGCCGAGAUGACAAGCCUGAUGCCCUCAUCGUGGUGACGGAUGGAGUGACGUUUGAUGAAGUCAGAUUCGCCUCCCAAUCAGUGCGCGAGGGAGGGAUCACCACCUUUGCCAUUGGUGCGGGCGAUUCAGUGAACAGCCAACCGCUGAGGGUCAUGGCCAUGGAUCCCUACAAGGUCCGACUAGUUGCGAAUGACACCCAGCACGCGGCAACGGUCGAAGCCAUCUGGAGGUGGUUUUGCUUCGCCGACGUGUGCUCAGAUCCCGGAAACCCGACAGACGGCGUACGGAAAGGCACUGUGUACCAGGGUGAGAAUAUGUACUUCAGCUGCCACGACGGCUACGUUCUGGAUGGUACAAGCCCUCUCACCUGUAACGGUACCUUCAUGAGUUCCACCGGCACCUGGAGCGGACCUGUACCUACCUGCAGACUGGGAGACGUUUGCAAUCCGAACCCGUGUCAGAAUGGAGGGAGGUGCUUUCCGACCGCUUCGUCGUACCGGUGCGAGUGCAGACGUGGAUACGUUGGACGCAACUGUGCGUUCCGUGCAUCACCGACUGUAGUCCCAGGUGUGUCAACUGCUGCCAGAGGUGCUUCAAACACUACAGCGUCAAGUGGACCGAACGUCGACAGACUGAACGGCCCUGGUUGGGACCUAGUUGUCCUCCUGGACAGCUCGGACAGCAUCGGUUCCGAAGGGUUCCAGAGGGUCCGAAAUGUCAGCAAGGCUAUCGUCCAGACGUUACCACUAAUAAACAACAACACUCACAUCGGCCUUGUGGAGUACAGCGAUGAUACUCGGAUAGUGAACUACCUGAAGGACUAUCGAAACAAGAUGGAUACUAUUGAGAAAAUCGAGGGCAUCAGUCCACGAGGUGGAGGCACUUUGCUUGGAGAGGCGAUUACCAAAGUUCGGACGGAAAGUUUCAGUGCAGAGAACGGGAAUCGACCGAACAUACCUGACGCUCUCAUCGUGGUGACAGACGGUAACUCUGCAGAUGACGUCGUCAGUGCAACGGAGGCAGCUCGCCGCCAGGGCAUCCACGUGUUCACCGUCGGUGUAGGGGGCAACUUGGACCCGAACAAACUGAACCAGAUCGCCGGGGAACCCGAGAGAGCCUUCAUGGCUCCUACAACAGCCGAGGCGAUCACCCAGGGCACCAAUAUGGCGAACUGGUUGAACACAGCACCGGAAUGCAACGAUCCCGGGACGCCGACGAACGGACUGAAGCGGGGGACCACCUUCGUGACUGGCAAGAUAGACUUCAGCUGUGACGACGAAUUCACACUGUACGGUCCCAGUUCCAUCACGUGUGUCCGGCACGGUCAAACUGGCAAAUGGUCGGACUCUGCACCAGUCUGCAGAUUGGGCAACGAAUGCGACCCGAACCGAUGCCCAAGUGGACAACUAUGUACUCUAACAUUUGUAAACAACGAAACUGGUUAUGCAUGUCAGGAGAACUGCCCGGGUCUGAACCAGCGCGGUUGGGAUCUCCUCCUAUUGGUUGAUGGUUCCCGUGAAGCGGCGUUCUCGCAGAACAAGGCGUUCGCGCGAGAUCUGGUCACGAGGUUGCCGAUCUUCAAUCAGCAAGCAACCAGGAUUGGGCUGGUGCAGUUCAGUGACACCAACCGACAGGAGUUCCACCUGAAUAGGUACUCCAGCAAGCAGGCGGUUCUGUCGGCAAUCAACAACAUCAGCCACACCAGCGGCGGAAGCUUCAUCGGGAGUGCCAUCGAUUAUGCCCGCCUGAUCAGCUUUACUGCAGCGAACGGAAACCGUGCAAACGUGCCCGACGGCAUGAUCGUCGUGACCGACGGCCGGACAGAUGACGAGGUGGAGUUCCCAUCGACGGGAGCCCGGCACCAGGGCAUCACCACGUUUGCCGUCGGCAUAGGGACCGGGGUGAACCGGCAGACACUGGACACGAUCACCCGAGACCCGGAUAAAGUCCUGCUCGUGACCAAUACUGGAAACUCCAAACUAGAUGCCAUGAACAGUCUUGUAAGAUGGCUGUGUAGAGGCGCCUUCUGUGACGAUCCAGGCGCACCGAGGAACGGAUCUAGGCGGGGCAACUACUUCCAAGGCGGCUACGUGGACUUCUUCUGUGACGACGGUUUUGUCCUGAAUGGCGUCACCCCUACCAGGUGCCAGACCAACGGCAACUGGACCGAACCGGUUCCAGUCUGCGCCCUUGCCGGUACAACUGAAGCCGCAGCAGCAGCAGCCCCGUGGGUAGUCCCGCUGAUUGCCGGGCUGGUGGGCCUGGCUGCUCUCGCUCUCCUGGCUCUCCUGCUCUACGCCUUAUGCGGAGCGGGUGGUGCAGCCGCGGCCGCGCCGCCUCCUCUGCUCGCCGCCGCUCCGGUCGCAAAAGAGUCCCAGAUCGCCGUUGUCGACUUCGUACCGGACAAAGGAACAGAGAUUCAAACUGCUACGGCCCACAUGUAUUAAGACUAGACUAAUGUCUUUGUCACAGAUCAUGACCAAUUUCUAUCUUGCUAAAGAUCUACAGCCAUGAAAUCUUUCAUUUGUGAUUUGCGUUAAGUAUACAUAUUUUACAUGUUAUCAUAAGUUGGCUAGUUGGUGAUAAGUUUAGUAGAGUCGAUUUCACAUUACCGUUUAGGUGCUCUUUGUCUCUAUUCUAAUUUCUGUAACAUUUGUAUGAUACAUAUUGAUAGCACUCGAAAUGAAUCACUCGUUUGAUCAAUUUCUACGUUUUGCCUCUCUAAACUUCGGCAACGUAGGUUGACCAAUUGUUCGAACAUGAUACAGGAUUUUGUAAAACUGGGUCUCUGCGCUGGAAAGAGGUCAAUUUAUAAUUACACCUCUAUGCAAUGUACAAAGAAUUAUUAAUGUCUUCCGUACAGAGUUAUCGAUGGCUCAUCGCAAAAGAGUGACCAGUGUCCAAUUGUGAAAUCUAAAAAUACCCCGUUUAGCACCUACUUUUAUAGGACAAUGACCCAAAACUACCAUGACCCAAAUUUUGGCAGGCAUUAGGAAAAUGAUGCAAAUUAAAGUGCAAGUGAAAAAACACAUAAAUAUUUGAAAAUUAUUUUAUAUAUUGACAUCUUCACGAUGUUUUCAACAUAAAUUUUAUAUGACAAAGUUCAAACUUUCAUUUUUAAUUGUGUGAACAAUUUAAAACUAUUGUAACUGAAAUUUUAAGAUAAUUCGCAUUUAUUACAAAUAUCUA